Messenger RNA from Fusarium tjaetaba, 1134 nucleotides. RefSeq lists its product as uncharacterized. Lineage: Eukaryota; Fungi; Ascomycota; Sordariomycetes; Hypocreales; Nectriaceae. Bases 1 to 1134 code for a protein of 377 amino acids. The transcript has a single exon. The record is from RefSeq and is a predicted model, not a curated record.
AUGAACGAACGCCGCAAGAACCCCAACCCGACAGGUGACGCCGGGCAGUCGGUGAGCGCUGGGUCGCAGAGCGGACAGCACGAGUCAACUUUUCGGGUUAUUCAGGACGCUUCUGGAAACCGCAUGGUUACAAUACCGUUAGAGAUUUCAGAGAUCCUUAACUCUUUCGGGUUGACCACGAAUGACAUUCUCACGUUGCCGGCGGUGCAGGGUGAGAUCGGCCAAAUGCCAGUCUCUGUGCGGCAUUGGCAAAGCGGUCGCGAGGUGAAGCCUCCAUUGGUUUGGAACACUUACCCCGGGAAAUACGUGUUCAAAUACACACUGGAGAACAUAGGGCAAGUACCCCAACUUUUGGACCUGUUCAAGCAGAUUCGGGAGCCCAGUGACACCUUCCAGGGCGUGAGGCUCAAGGCUGACGAUUCGUCUUCCCUUCUCCGGUUGUAUAGACUGAAAGACCUGCCAGGAGCAGCUGAAAUGACCGAUAAAGUUCCCGAACCGUCUCCUGCUACACCGGAGGUGAACCAGCAGAGGUCCGGUGAAAGACAAAUUGCUGAACCUCAGUCACGGGGCAGCGAUCAAGAAAAUGUUGCACCUCCCAGCAAGCGCCAGAAGAGGAAUCGCUGCGUAGGAUGCGGCUCUGACAAUCACCAUCUCGGGAAUUGCUUGAAGGCUGGUGAUGAUGGACUGAUGAAGGGUUGCCCUUACUGCAAAACCCUCAGCCAUAACGCCAGCAACUGUCAAGACGUCAGGACAGACGAUGAGAGGUUCAACUGGUUUGUCAGGAAGCGAGGAUGUAUGCCAAGCUUCUUAGACUUCAACACCUGGUUCCCUCUGGUGUCUUUUCAGCGCAGCGCCACAGUGCAGAACCGUUUGCCGUGGACGGCUGAGUUCACAAAGUUCAAUGCUGAUGACAUAGAUCGAAUCCAGAAUGCCUUUGACAACCCAGGUCCUGGUAGAGAGUAUGAACUCCCAAAGGAUCCAAGACUGUGGGACUGGGAGGCGGUUGAGGUGUACCAUCAACACCGUGCGAAGAAAGAUCAGAAGGCUCUAGACCCUGCAAAAGAGACCGUCAUCCAUGAUGGUAUUGUCAUGAACAGGAAGCGAGCGGAAAUGAUCCUGGCUGGGGACUCUUAG